This is a messenger RNA of Coccidioides immitis RS, 519 nucleotides long. RefSeq lists its product as uncharacterized. The record is from RefSeq and is a predicted model, not a curated record. The transcript has a single exon. NCBI's taxonomy places the organism in Eukaryota, Fungi, Ascomycota, Eurotiomycetes, Onygenales, Onygenaceae. Bases 1 to 519 code for a protein of 172 amino acids.
AUGUUCGUUUCGAGCAGCCGAACGACAAGCGCACUUUGCUGCAGAUGGCAUCAAAGCCCUCAGCGAAACACGAUCAUCAAUGCGUGUUCUCGGCCAAUUGAGAUGGUUGAGCCUCCAUACUGGUUGACGAACAAGAGUGUUGAUGAGAUGCUCUCGGAGGAAUAUGAUCCACUGCGGAAAGAAUUUAUGGCUGCUCUCGCGGAGGAAGAAAUAAAGGUACUGAAGUACAUUACGGGAGUGGAUUCUAAUAUGCCACGCUUGUCUGAGGUCAUGGAACAGGCAUGGACUAUGGGAACAUUCUGGUAUACUCUGGCAUUAUCCAGUCCUACUGGCCUCUUCGGAUUGUUCUAUCAGCAUAUCCAACCAUUAUUAUCAGGAGGGGAAUCUGAGGAAUUUGGCGAGGUCAUGCCCUUCUUCUGGGUAAAGAAUGUGGGUGAAUUUGUUGCCCGAAAACUUUCUGACAAGAAACAGUGUGAUGCUGAUCUUCAGCUGGCGUUCACUGAGAGCAAACAAUCAUGA